AUGAACCACAGCCGCACCACCAGCAUCGCCGACAGGGCAGCGACAGCCACGCUCUGGGGCUGUGAGCUAAACCAGGAGAGGCGCACCUGGACCUUCAAAUCGCAGAAGGAGGGGAAGCAGGACUGUAAGGUGUUCCUCAAUACGGUUUGCUUGGGGGAGAAAGCCAAAGAGGAGGUGAACCUCGUGGAGGUCCUGUCCCCAGCAAGCCAGGAGGACAAGCGGGCAAAGCCCGUCACCAUCGCCUCUCUGCAAGCCUCGGUCCUGCCCACGGUGAGCCUUUCCCUGCAGGCCCGCCGUGGGUGGGCUGGGGGGGGCGGUGCGCCGCCCUGUGGGGCAGCAAUGCAGAGAGGAGACGAAAGGCCCGAGCUCAGCCCUGCUUCCAUCCAGCCCGCCCUUUAG
Messenger RNA from Pteronotus mesoamericanus, 399 nucleotides. Its product is annotated as nucleoplasmin-2-like. The transcript has a single exon. Gene Ontology annotation, molecular function: histone binding; chromatin binding; RNA binding. The record is from RefSeq and is a predicted model, not a curated record. NCBI's taxonomy places the organism in Eukaryota, Metazoa, Chordata, Mammalia, Chiroptera, Mormoopidae. Gene Ontology annotation, biological process: chromatin remodeling; positive regulation of DNA replication. Bases 1 to 399 code for a protein of 132 amino acids. Gene Ontology annotation, cellular component: nucleolus; cytoplasm; nucleoplasm.